Onychostoma macrolepis is the source of this 5108-nucleotide messenger RNA. It is a transcript of the gene map4k4, whose product is annotated as mitogen-activated protein kinase kinase kinase kinase 4. Gene Ontology annotation, molecular function: protein kinase activity; ATP binding. The coding region runs from base 234 to 3572 and encodes 1112 amino acids. NCBI's taxonomy places the organism in Eukaryota, Metazoa, Chordata, Actinopteri, Cypriniformes, Cyprinidae. The record is from RefSeq and is a predicted model, not a curated record. Gene Ontology annotation, biological process: protein phosphorylation. The transcript is spliced from 27 exons.
GUCACGCUUUGUGUCCUCCCUCGUCCCUCCCCUCGGCUGUCUCUGCCCACUCCUCCGCCAUGCACUGACCCAGACUCUGCGCUUCAUCAUCACCGCCAUCAUCCUCAUCGUCAUCGCGAACAAUAGAGCGAGGCUGCAGGCCUGAUCACACGCGCGAGUGUAACGAUGAUCAGCGGCGUCUGAAGCGCACGGAAGAAACGCGGCAUCGCUUCAGACUCGAGCAAUCGGCGAAGAUGGCGAACGACUCUCCGGCGAAGAGCCUGGUGGACAUCGACCUCGCGUCUCUGCGGGACCCUGCUGGUAUUUUUGAGCUGGUGGAAGUGGUCGGCAAUGGCACUUACGGACAAGUGUACAAGGGUCGACAUGUCAAAACUGGGCAGCUGGCGGCCAUCAAAGUCAUGGACGUGACUGAAGAUGAAGAAGAGGAGAUUAAGCUGGAGAUUAACAUGCUGAAGAAAUACUCUCAUCACAGAAACAUCGCCACGUAUUACGGCGCCUUCAUCAAGAAGAGUCCUCCAGGACACGACGACCAGCUGUGGCUGGUGAUGGAGUUUUGUGGAGCCGGUUCGAUCACAGAUCUUGUGAAGAACACUAAAGGGAAUACUCUGAAGGAAGACUGGAUCGCAUACAUCUCCAGAGAAAUCCUCAGGGGUCUGGCUCACCUGCACGCUCAUCACGUCAUCCACAGAGACAUCAAGGGCCAGAACGUGCUUCUGACGGAGAACGCCGAGGUCAAGCUAGUGGACUUCGGCGUCAGCGCUCAGCUGGAUCGAACCGUGGGCCGCAGGAACACCUUCAUCGGGACGCCGUACUGGAUGGCUCCGGAGGUCAUCGCCUGCGACGAGAACCCAGACGCCACGUACGACUACAGGAGCGAUCUGUGGUCCUGCGGCAUCACAGCCAUCGAGAUGGCCGAGGGCGCUCCUCCGUUGUGCGACAUGCAUCCCAUGCGAGCGCUCUUUCUCAUACCCAGAAAUCCUCCACCCAGACUCAAGUCCAAGAAAUGGUCUAAGAAGUUCUUCAGCUUCAUCGAGGGCUGUCUGGUGAAGAACUACACGCAGCGGCCGCCCACCGACCAGCUGCUGAAGCACCCCUUCAUCAGAGACCAGCCCAACGAGCGGCAGGUGCGCAUCCAGCUGAAGGACCACCUCGACCGCUGCCGCAAGAAGCGCGGAGAGAAAGACGAGACCGAGUACGAGUACAGCGGCAGCGAGGAAGAGGAGGAGGAGACUCAGGAGCAGGAGGGAGAGCCCAGCUCGAUCGUGAACGUGCCGGGCGAGUCGACUCUGCGGCGGGACUUCAUCCGUCUGCAGCAGGAGAAUAAGGAGCGCUCGGAGGCUCUGAGACGCCAGCAGCUCCUCCAGGAGCAGCAGCUCCGCGAGCAGGAGGAGUACAAGCGGCAGCUGCUGGCCGAGCGACAGAAGCGCAUCGAGCAGCAGAAGGAGCAGAGGAGGCGUCUGGAGGAGCAACAGAGACGCGAGCGAGAGAUGAGGAGGCAGCAGGAGCGAGAGCAGAGGAGGAGAGAGCAGGAGGAGAAGAGACGUCUGGAGGAGAUGGAGAGGAGGCGCAAAGAGGAGGAGGAGCGCCGAAGAGCAGAGGAGGAGAAGAGGAGGGCUGACCGCGAGCAGGAGUACAUCCGCCGGCAGCUGGAGGAGGAGCAGAGGCACCUGGAGAUCCUGCAGCAGCAGCUGCUUCACGAGCAGGCCAUGCUUCUGGUGGACGAGCGUCACCGCAGGAGUGUGCAGGGCUCUCCUCAGGCUGCGGUCCUGCAGAAGCAGCCUCCGGCCGUGCCCCUGCAGAAGCAGCCUCCGGCCGUACCCCUGCAGAAGCAGCCUCCGGCCGUACCCCCGCGGUCAUCAGAGCCCUUCUCCAACGGCAGCAACAGCAGCGACCCGCAGGAUCUGACGGCGCUGGCGAAGGAGCUGCGUGCGGUGGAGGACGUGCGGCCGCAGCACAAAGCCACCGAGUACUCGUCCUCCAGCGACGACUCCGGCACCACCGACGACGAGGACGACGAGGAGGUGGACCAGGAGGCGGGAGAGGAGUCGACGUCCGGCCCCGAGGACUCCCGCGCUGGCUCGUCCAGACUCAGUAAUGGAGAGAUGGAAGCAGCCAAGACCAUGGUCGUCCAAGACAACGACGCCUCCUCUACGCCAUGCAAAGACAGCACGCUGGUCAUGAGACAGUUCCAGAGAGCAGGGCCUGUGACAGUGCUGGGCUCAGGCUGGAGUCCCAGUCCUGUAGAGAUUGGGCAGAGGAACUGCAUUAGGGGCCUGCCCGACCUGCUCCAGCAGAGUGCGCGCUCCCCCCCGUCCUCCUCCGCCCCCAGCAGCCCUGCCCUGUCCCCCCUCACUCCCUCGGACAGAGUCCCGUGCCUAGCCGAGACUCCCACCGUGCCGAAGCACAAGUCUUCCUCGUCUUUCACGCCCUUCAUUGACCCGCGUCUCCUCCAGGUCUCUACAUCCACCGGCAGCGCGCUCAAUAAUGCUGGUUACAGUAAUGACGCUCGACUGCAGGAGGCUCUGCGGCAGGACGCGUCUCGUAAGGGAUCGGUGGUCAACGUCAAUCCUGUCAACACACGGCCCCAGAACGACACGCCAGAGAUCCGCAAGUACAAGAAGAGGUUCAAUUCAGAGAUCCUGUGCGCUGCUCUCUGGGGAGUGAAUCUGCUGGUGGGCACGGAGAGCGGCCUCAUGCUGCUGGACCGCAGUGGUCAGGGCAAGGUCUACCCGCUCAUCAGCCGCAGACGCUUCCAGCAGAUGGACGUUCUGGAGGGACUCAAUGUGCUGGUGACCAUAUCAGGGAAGAAGAAUAAAUUGCGGGUGUACUAUCUGUCCUGGCUGAGGAACAAGAUCCUCCAUAAUGACCCGGAGGUGGAGAAGAAGCAGGGCUGGACCACCGUAGGAGAGCUCGAGGGCUGUGUGCACUACAAAGUCGUGAAGUACGAAAGGAUCAAGUUCUUGGUUCUGGCUCUGAAGAAUUCAGUCGAGGUGUACGCCUGGGCUCCCAAACCCUACCAUAAAUUCAUGGCUUUCAAGUCGUUCGGUGAUCUGGUGCACAAGCCGCUGCUGGUUGACCUCACGGUUGAAGAAGGCCAAAGGUUAAAGGUCAUCUACGGGUCCUGCUCUGGCUUUCAUGCCGUGGAUGUGGACUCGGGAGCCGUCUACGACAUUUACCUGCCAACUCACAUUCAGAACAACAUUCAGUCGCACGCCAUCAUCAUCCUGCCCAACACGGACGGCAUCGAGCUGCUGGUGUGCUACGAGGACGAGGGCGUAUAUGUCAACACCUACGGCCGCAUCACCAAAGACGUGGUGCUGCAGUGGGGCGAGAUGCCCACGUCCGUCGCUUAUAUUCGCUCUAACCAGAUCAUGGGCUGGGGAGAGAAGGCUAUAGAGAUCCGCUCGGUGGAAACAGGCCACUUGGAUGGAGUUUUCAUGCACAAAAGAGCACAACGACUCAAGUUUCUGUGUGAGAGAAAUGACAAGGUGUUCUUCGCCUCGGUGCGCUCCGGGGGCUCGAGUCAGGUGUACUUCAUGACGCUGGGCCGCACCUCUCUGCUCAGCUGGUGAAGAGGCGUCUGAGUUCUGGACGUGAUCAGCCGAGGCCGCUGGAGGACUGACAAACACACUGAUGAAACUGCGUCCUUGUGCAGCCUGCUGCAUGAGGAACGGCUCGAGUAUCUACAGUAUUAUUGCUAGUCUGUGUAAAUGUCUUUCUCUAGAGUUUAAUAAAAUCUGACUCCGCUGAGAGGAACGCUGCUGUCGUGUCUCUCGCUCACACAUAGUGUUCUGACAAUGGUGAAACACUAGAUGGCUUUGUUUUGUCAUGUAUUUUUUAUUUAUGGCUUGUAUUUAUUUCUAGGGUUUUUUUUGUUUUGUUUUUUGUUAAAUUAGUUUUUUCUAAGCAGAGUAGUUCCAGUAAUGUGGAGGAUUCCUGAGAGCUUGCUCUGACGACCGCUGCGUCAGCUUCAGUUUUGCUUUUGGCUCAUCAAACAAAUGGAUUUAGAUUAAUUAGUGUGUUUAAUGCCGACUGUCCUGUGGCUCUCUGUUGCCUCUCUUUUUCAUCAUCUUGUCUGCUCUCAUGCCGUCUCUUCUUUUUAUAGUCACUUAUCCUCUUUUUCUUCUGCCAUGUGUCGGAUGACCGUGGCCUCAUUCCUGUUGUUUGAAUUGUGCAUCAAAAUGAUGAGUGAAGGAGUUUAAAUCAGGCUGUUUAACGAACAUCUCCACUGCAUCCAAACCUCGACCCUGACCCUGACCCUGACCCUGACCGUCAUUAUGUUCUGAGGAGCGUCUUUGAGAAACCGUGAGUGAAGACUAGUUCUGCUAUUUCAUGCAUUGGACCUGGAAACUGAAUCUGAACUGACCACAAACCACAGUCAUAAAACUGACAUUUGAAUCGUUUUGUACGUUUUUUUGUGCGCUUGACCAAUGAAGUUAGGAGAUACGUGGAUUUUAUCAGCAUCACAAACGGAGAAGUAAAGAUUGCUGUGAUGAAACACUACCUUCAGUCGGUUGUGAAAGACCAUCUUGGUCAUGGACUGCGAUUAUUAUGAGUUGAAACUGAACUGUGUUUAUUUAAUGAAAGGCAGGACUGUGGAAUGAAGCAACUGAACCAAAUGAACGGGAUGAGCGUGCACGAGUCCAGAGACGCUUCCGGUGCCAAUGCUUUUCUCUUUUCUCUUCCUGUUUUUAACGUUUACACGCUCACCCGCACACGCACACACAAACAGACACACACACACACAGACAGACACACACGCACACACACACACUCACCUGCAUGUGCGCGCACACACUCUCUCUCACACACAGACACACACAUUUGUUUUUGUGAAAAGUGGGGACGCUCCAUAGGCGUAAUGGUUUUUAUACUGUACUUACUGUAUGUGCUAUUGUCCUACACCAACCCUACACCUAAACCUACCCCUUACAGACACACACACACACACACACACACCAACCCUACACCUAAACCUACCCCUUACAGACACACAUACACACACACACAAACACACACCAACCCUACACCUAAACCUCGCCUUACAGACACACACACACACACACACACACACACACACCAACCCUACACCUAAACCUACCCCUUAC